CAGCCGCUGCCGCAUCUAGCUAGCACUGCACUGCACCAGCACUGAGCUAUGGACAGAAUUUCGUACGCGUAUUCACAGACGGCCAUUUUGAACCUUCUUGCAUUAGAAGCUGGUUUGAUGGCAUUCCUGCGAUAGUCAGGAUAGCGUUUGGACAACUUUACAUUCUUUCCUUUGAACUUACGAUUCUACCAGAUUUAUGCAAACAUUGAGCUAUACACACAUGUGAGUGAACACUGUAAGCUUGAACUGUGAUCUAUCACCUUUAUAGACUCUCCGCACGAGAAGUUCAAAACUUCUGCGGAUCCUUAGCCAUUGUAUUGCUGCUUGAUUCCUUCCUACCAAGCGGACAAUCUGAAUUUAUAAUUCAAAUUCCUUGUGACGCCUCUCUGAGAGGCUUCAUUGUUUAUAGCAGAAUAUAUUAUUUGUAAAGGUCGUUUUAUAUAUUAAUGUAUAUUUGUAUAUUUGCCAAAGAUAAUUUUUUCCCAUUUUGUAUGGGCAAAGUUGAAUGGCACUAACUUGCCUUUUUUGUGAACCUGUACUACUACAUUUCUGACAAGUUAUCUCAGGAAUUAUCUUAUCUUUAACUGAAAUGUUCGUAUGGACACCUGAUGCAAUUUUCAUUGAUGAUUAUUAAAAAGACGUAAUACAAGGAAGACUAAAAUCACCCAUCGAUAAGGGUGGAAGUUGGAAGAAUUUGCAAAAAGGAGAACAAAUACUGUGAGAAAAGACACUGUUUACUAUGGCAACGGCACCACCACAACUCAACCGCAUGAUGAACAACAAUCACGGGGCAAGGAGCCCGAACAGAGGGCAGAACAACGACUCGAGGAGGGGCGAUGGUCACCAAGGAAAUCACCAAGGGCGGGGAGACAGGAAUGGCCCACAUCACAGAGACGGCCCAGGAGGUUACCACAGAGAUGGGCAUUACGGAGGGUACCGGGGAAGCGGGGGCUAUGGCGGGAGACAGUAUUCAAGACAGAAGGAUUUCGAGAGGCCAGCACCAAAAGCAGCUGCACCAGCACCCAAGCCGACACCCAUAGACAUGGAUGAUCCAGACUGGAAAGAAAAAUUAGCAAUCCCGGAAAAGGACAGAAGAAUUAGAACAACAGACGUCACAAAUACCAAAGGAAAUGAGUUUGAGGAUUAUUGCCUCUCCCGCCCUCUAUUGAUGGGCAUCUUUGAGAAAGGUUGGGAGAAACCAUCGCCGAUUCAAGAAGAGAGCAUACCGAUCGCCUUGACCGGACGAGACAUCAUGGCUAGGGCCAAGAACGGGACGGGAAAGACUGGUGCUUAUACUAUACCCCUCCUGGAAAAGACAAACCCAGAUAACAAUUUCAUUCAAGCUUUAGUCCUAGUACCAACAAGAGAGCUGGCUCUCCAGACCAGUCAGAUCUGUAAGCAGCUAUCAAAGCAUACAGGCCACAAUGUCAUGGUCACAACGGGUGGUACUAGUCUCAGAGACGACAUUCUCAGACUCGAAGAUCCUGUACACAUUGUGAUAGCCACUCCUGGGCGUAUCCUGGAUCUCAUGAAGCAAAGCAUUGCCAAGAUGGACAAGUGCAGUGUGAUGGUAUUGGAUGAGGCUGACAAGUUACUGUCUAAAGACUUCCAGAACAUGCUCGAUGACAUCAUCAGUUAUCUUCCACAAGACAGACAAAUCAUGCUCUACUCAGCAACCUUCCCAAUCCAAGUAAAAGACUUCAUGGAUCGUUACUUGACGAAAGCAUAUGAAAUCAACCUGAUGCAGGAACUAACCCUCAAGGGUAUCACUCAGUAUUACGCUUUCGUGGAGGAGAGACAAAAAGUACACUGCCUUAACACACUCUUCUCCAAGUUACAAAUCAACCAAGCGAUAAUCUUCUGCAAUACGACCCAGCGUGUGGAACUCCUUGCCAAGAAAAUCACGGAGCUUGGUUAUUCCUGUUACUACAUCCACUCUCGCAUGCAGCAGGAGCACCGAAACAGAGUAUUCCACGACUUCCGCAACGGCGCCUGCAGAAACCUUGUCUGCACAGACUUGUUCACCCGCGGUAUCGAUAUCCAGUCUGUCAACGUAGUCAUCAACUUUGACUUCCCCCGCGUCUCGGAGACCUACCUCCACCGUAUCGGCCGUUCAGGGCGCUACGGUCACAUGGGUCUAGCAAUCAACAUGAUCACCCACGAUGACAAGGUGUCCAUCUAUGACAUUGAGAAGGAACUAUCCACCAAGAUUAUUCCUUUCCCGUGCAAGGGGAAGGAAGUCGACAAGAGGCUCUACGUUGCAGAGUUCCAGAUGGAGGAGGAACAGCUAGCAGAUGGAUCCGGCUAGAUGUCCACAGACGGCCAUUAGCAGUGUUACAGGACUUCGCCCAAUCAAGACACAUUUGAAUUAUAACAGAUAAUGAAAAAUCUCUUAUUUGAUUUUAUUUUUCCUCAAAGGUAAUUGACAGGUUGUAAUACUUAAAAAAUGGAAAGGUAUUGCUUGGUUUAUUCUUCAGACAUCAAUAGAAAGAUGGGCUUCAAUUUGAUAGGUAAUGCUUAAAAAGAAAAAUUGAGAAAGAAUCUUGAAUGAACUACAAAACAAUGAGCAUUUGGGAAUCUUAUUUUUCAUGCCAAGAUGAAAAAAAAUCUCUAUAUUUUGUCGUUUACACCUUAUUUGACGAUUGAAAUCAUUAGAGAUUAUUUAAGAAUUUUCUGAUACCUUUUUUUCUUGAUUUUUUUUGUGACUUGGAUGGAUCUUCCUUCUUGCAAAACAUGACAGUGCAAAGAAUUCUAAGUCCUGUUUCACCAAACACCCUUUCAAGUAGCAAUGUACAGUGAUUAUCAAUAGCUAUUGACAUCCAUCUUUCUGAUUGGUUAGAAGCCAAAAACAGAUGUUAGGCAGUGUCUGCGGAUUUUUGUGAAACAGUUCCGUGAUCUCAUCUUGUCAAGGAUACACUCAAUGGUGCUAAAAUGGACCCGGUAACACAAAGUUUUUAAACUGAUCAUGCGAUUGCUUGAAUGAUCGAUUACACAUAGGCGAUCAGUGCAGCUCGUCAUAAAAACUCCCCAUGCAAUCGAUCACCAGGUUUUGUGUUAACGGUGCCCUGACAGUGUGUUCUGUCUGAGAGUAGAGUUGAGAAGGUACAAGUCAUUUUUGAACGUUUAAGAGAUGCAAAAAAAUUCAUGAGAGAAGAAACAAAGACAUAGUCUCUCAUUUUAUAUCUUGACUUCUUUUCUUUUCAUUUUCCUUCCAUUAACGAUUCUGAAAAAAACUUAAUCAAACUGAUAUGAACCUUGUGCAAUUUUAUAUUUUCUUUUAAUUUUCUUUAAUCACUUGUAUUUAAUUUGUCAAAGAAAUGCAAAAAAAUAAGCGUAUUACAAUGGAAGAAAAGACGUGAUGAAAAUGUAUUAUUUUACCAUGAGAUAUCUUUUCUAAAAAAAUGAAUUUACAUGAAAAAAAGACCAGAAAAUGUGGUCAUGAUGAGAGUGCCUUCUUAGCUCAAAACAAAAAGGAAAAAAAGGUGUCACAAAUGUGCGUCUCCUACAGAUAAUGGUUGCGCUGUUAAUGUUCUGUUUGGCGAGUUAGAGCAUUUUUUAAUGAUUGUCUUUUUUGUUUCUUGUCUGUAUCUCUUUGUGCUGUCCUCCCAUAUGAUAUGAAACAAUGUUGAUAAUUGUCAGAUUGUGUUUGUUUUGGAUCAUUAGAAUGACUUAUUCCAAAGAUGGCCUAGACAAUAUUGUGAAGGUUUUCAGCUCACCAAGUGCAAGUGUGAUAUCUGUUUUCUAAUGGGAUUAUUCAAAGUAUGUGCACCUGUUCCGUAAUGGACAAGAGAAAGUUGGUACGUAUUGAAAACAGGAACAAAGUAGCCAGUUUGGUAUCACCAAUCCACUUUACCAAUUUCUUGUAGUGAGUAAACCUGAGGAGUGUUUCACAAACCAAAUUUUAGUGAUUUUCACUUACAGUAUUACCCUUAGCCAAUCAGAUGCAAGGACAUUGGUAGCUUAUAACAUUAAAAAUUAUUGACUUUUGUUUCUUGAAGCGUUCCCCAGGAUUUGGGUUUGUGGCCAGGGUGUAAGCACUAUUUAAAGGUUUUCGGAUGUCGCGCUUUUACUUUUGAUCAUGGUGAGGAUUGUUCAUUUCCGGGGAGCCUUUCAGUAAUUACCCUCACCAUCAAGAGUGUUAUAAGUUACAGAAAUCCUUUCAUCUGUAUGGCUGAGAGCAAGUUAAUUGUGAAAUUCACUAACAAAGCUGUUCAUGAAACACAACCCAAAUUUAUCUUCCAAGAACCAUUUCUGGCAAUCAUAAUUAUUCCAUAUUGCUGAACAUGUGUUUUGCAGAAAUGACAUUGUUUCUGUAAUAUCUAUGGAGGUAUGAUGCUUUCCAGAAAUAGGCUCGCGGUGGUCUUAACUUAAUCAGCAUUGUCAAUGUUGUUUCAUAUCCCCUCGGUUGGUAUCCUAUAUAAAGGUGAUUUUACUCCGCUCAGAGCCUUGGGAGAGUGAACGCUUUCAAUCAGAACCAUUUGAAAAAUAUUUCUUUUUAAGUCACAGAUUGCCACAGAUCAUAAGGGACAAUUUAUGUCACAGAAAUUCUUCGAAAGUUUUCCAAAAUCCAGGAAACUGUCUUUAAAAAGUCUUGAAAAUGGGAAUACAAAAAGAAAGCACUGGCUAGGCAUUAAUGUUUGGUUUAGAAAAGACAAAACUAGUGUUUAUGGAUUUGAAAAGCAUUGCAGAAGCACAAAAUAUGAAAGUUAAAAAAAAAGUGAGUAAUGAAAAUGCAUUUGGUAGGCCAUGGAACCAAUAUUGCAACUCCGGGUGUUAAAAAAAAAGAAAGAGGAUGGUUUAGUUAUGGUAUAUGUGUUGACUUAAAAAGUAUAAAUGUAAUUACAAAAAUUCCCAAGAGGGCUGACAUCCAAGAACGAGCGAAAAAUGGUGUAAAGGGGAUUUUACUAUUUCUUUGACAUGAUACAUUUUCGACCCCCUUGCAAUGCUUUCGUUAACAGAUAAUGUGAAUGGGUACAGGAUGUCCAGGCUGCAUCCUUUGUAAAGUGUUUGUAAUAGGUUUUCCAGUUUCUCUGAGGCUCUGAGCGGACAUUAUGUUACCUGAUGUAAUCUUGAAUGGUUUAUCCUACAGCACAUCGCACUGCAUUGUACUGGAGAUGUAUGUGAAAAGUGCUUUUAUUGUUUAGGCUGUGUUAUGUGUGAGUGAAGAGCAGGGAGAGAGAGUGUGUGAGAGUCUGUGAGAAAGGAGGAGGCAUGUGUGAGUGUUUCUGAUGUGGUUUCUCGUGGCUUUAGAGCAAAAACUCAACAAUCAAGGGAGAUUGUAGGAUUAUAUCCGAAAACAUAUUUAAUUCAAUCAUUUGGCAUUCCUUUCGUUAGAACAGCUGCUGAUUAGAAGGGAAUAAACGGCACUUUGAGGUUGCUGCCACCAGCCCUAUUGCAGAUUCAGGAUUGUGCCCAUAUUUCAUGCCUUAAUGAUGAAGACAUCAUACCUAGUGUGUUGGGACUUUCAGUCAGGCUUUGACAAUGUAAGCAGUGCAGUUAUUAUCAACAUGUCGGAUAGUAAAUGGUACUCUGUCCUCUUAUCAAAGAAUAUGUUCUGAUAGGAAUCGUCACGAAGAUGUUACAGUUUUGAUAUCAAAGUUAAGCUUCGACUGUGCACAUAUUCUUUCCCCUACCAAGAAAAAUAUGUCAAGAUUAGGGUUUGAGCUGAGAAUGUUAGAAAUGGUUUGAAAUUACACAAGGUCUAUGCGCAUAUUCUAGAUCCUACAAAGAAAAGCAUUAUUAUAGUAGGAUAUUGUGAAGGAUAUAACCAUUUCUGAUUAUGGAAAUUUUGUAAAGAAUAUGUACACAUUCUAACCAAUGCACUGGAGAAAUGGCAUUCAUGUUCCUGGAGGAAAUAGAAAACAUUGGAAAUGGUUUGAUUCUUAGGAUUUGCUCUGAAGCUUAUGAAUGCAUGUGUGUUGUUGGUGUCAUUUUGGAUGUGUGUGUGUUGGGGUGUGUAUAUGUGUGUGUGCUAAGUCCAUCCAUUCCUCUCUGUGCAUAUCUGCGCGUUUACAAAGAGCGUUGUAUGCCAAAGCACUUAAGUUUGUGUGGGGACAAAAGUCUGUGAACAGACAUCUGCCCUCUUUUUUGUACUCCUUUUUGGAAAAAAGAUACUUCUCCCCAUUAUCAUCUCUUGUUAAUUAUAUGCAGUGAACAGCGUUAUCUAAGUCAUGUUUAAAUGAUUAUUGAUGUGAAGAUGGGUAAUUCAGGCUAGUCCAUGCUACUCUAGUAUGCUGUAUCAAUCUCUCUAAGCAUCAUUUUGGAUGAAGGGUACAACUUGAAAUAUUGUGCUUUGCGCUGAUUUCGCCAAUCCCUCCUUGAAGUAGGGCGUGCAAUCUUUCGUUCGGCGUCUGCAUGAAAGCAAUUGCAAAGUGAGCAUCCGUGAUCGAACAUGCAGUCGACCGAAAGCUGGAACAAACUCGAUAGGAUGGAAGUCAGUUUUGGCAUCAUGAAUGAGUGGAACUACCGAACAAGCUCCAUGAUACGGUAAACACAAGACAUGAGGAAUCAGAUUUGCUAUUACCACAUCAGGAAGUCCUGCAUCGGGAAGUACAUUAGUUGAACUUGGAACGGAUUGGAAGCAUUGGAUGGUGUCCUUAAAAUGAAAAUUGAAAAAAAAAUGUGUGAAUGGAAGAAGCUAUUGGCCAGUGAUAUUGACACUAAGAUAAGAAAAGGAAAAAAAAAUGGAAAGGAGCUUAUGGAGAAGUUAUCGGAAAUGGAACAUUGGCUGGACUUCAGUAUAAUCGGGAUAUAAGUUUGGAAUGUUCGGGAUUUGUGAUCAAAAUACAGAUGGUCAACAAUGGAAAAAAAUUUGAAGAGCUUUCAUCCAGAAUGUUACUGGACGACACAGCUUAUUGUGCUGCACUUGUUGAAUGCAUCGUUAAAGUAAAGUAAUAUUGCGAGUAAGAUGAAUAUUGCAUAAAAGACGGCAAGUUUAAAAGCGCUCACAAACUAGUACAACAUACUAGAGUGGCUUAGCCUUCGACAAGACAUGUAUUCUGUUUAACACAAAAUGUAAACAUGUAAAUAGAGAAAUACUAAGUCUAAUAAUUCAUCAUGCCGUUAUGAUGUUGUUACCCGGAAUACAUGAUUAGCCUGAAUUACUUCCUAUGUACUGUGUACAUUUCCACGCUGUUUUGUAUCUCUCCCUUUUCACUUGUAUUUUUGUUCUGUCCUCCAACAAUGUGAUGAGCCCCCCCCCCUUGCCCUUCUCAACCACAUAGGUGUGUGCGGAGGGAGGGGGAAGGGGGGCUGUGGGAUGAUAUACAAAGUGGUACGAUGCCUGACUUGGACAUCCUAAGAAUAAAAGUGCAAGAUUGCUUACUCCAUUUCUGAGGAAAUGCACCAAAUUGAAAAUGUAAGCAGAUUUAUAAAGUGUUGGGAAAGGAAAACAGGUGUCGUAUUGAUUUUGUAUUUCAUAUUGUGAAUAUGAAGACUCCAGAAUUUCCCCCACGUUUUCAUGGUAUAUCAAUCUGGGGUCUUUUUCAUUCACCAAGUACGAGUUCUAUCUCCAUUUCCCUCGAUUUACUGCAUACACACAACUAAUGCAGUACUUUAUGAAAAAGGAUGCAUUCAUUCAUUCUUACAUGUGUGGUGAGAACAUGCCGUUUUUUGGAUAGUUAUCCUGAGAUGAUGAAAGCUGGUUUAAUAUCGUUGAUGACCACUUGGUAAUGAUAUGUGAACAAAAAGAUAUUUAUAUUGCCCUCUUUGCUGUGUGUAUGCAGCAUGCAUGGUCCAUUCACACAGCAGCUAAAAUAAUUUGACCAUGAUAAAUGGAGCUUAAUGUGAAUGAAUCACCUUUGGGGAAAUGUACGAUAGGUGUUGAUUUCAAUUAUUUUUUUUACUAAGUUCUAUUUGUAUACAUUGAGGAACAAAUGCAGUUGAUGAUAAUUGGUAACACUGAAAAAAAAGAGCUGCAUACCGUAUUGCAUUUUGAGUUAUGGAAAAGGAACAGAGUCUCCUCAAUGUACAUGAAUGGUACUCUGUUGACUUCCGUAAAGUGUUUAAUCUGAUGCUCAAGAUAAACAUUUUACUGACUUUUCAACAAAUUUUUACAUUUUGAUGGUAUUCUCAACAUAUUUGUAGAUUCUGGUCAAAUGAUUUGGGAUGAUACCCGUGAAAAGGUCAUGUUAAUAAGCCUUGACAAAGAAAAGGUUAUAAGUCAUUUGAUGUCUGUGACCAAAGCUGAAACCAACAUUCUGAACAAUUAUGUACCGAUGUCUAUCAAAAUGUACCUUUGUGCUUGAGAUGUCUCUCCUAGCACUAUUUAGUUGGACUGAUGAAAUUCCCAUCUUCAUUUCUGGAACGUAGUUGUACCUAUGCAAGUCUGCGUACUUGCGGUGCUUCUUAACAGUGUUAAAAGUGAAGUUCACCAGUCUUCAACCAGUGAACAGCGAAACCAAAGUGUACUGAGUAGUUCUAUUCAGGGGAGCCAUUCAUGAAAGAAUUUUCUCAGUGAUUUUCAUUGGCAGAUGUUCUAAGCUAUUGUAAAGCUUGCAUCUGAUUGCUGAGAGCAAAAAUCACUGACAAAUAUGUGUAUAACGUUACACAUUUAGGUGGCAUGCAACAUGAUCCAAUUUAUUGCGCGUUUGGUUGCUAGUUGGUUUUGGUUUCCCUGUUCAUUGACGUUAUCCUGUAGAGUACAGAGAUCAUUCUACAGGUUAAAAAGCUCUUAUCCAUCAAGAGCUGCAGACCACACUACACCCUGUUGGUCAAGUACUUAUCAAAGCUUGUCUUUGAAUCUAAUCUUAGUUUGCAAAGUUGCCUUUCGUCUCCGAUCACUGCAUGGUUAGGGUCGCCUGUCACAAGGACUUGUGGUCAUUGGAAGUAUUGAAACAAUGUUUGGUAGAAAGCAUGCAAUGCACAUGCAUCAAAUGAUUCUGAUUGGCUUUGGCUAUAUUGUGAUUGAUUGCAAACUCUUGUGGUGGAUCCCAAGUACAUUUAUGUGCUUCAUGUGGUAAGAGUCUUGAUCUAAUUUUAAGAGGAUCUUCUGCUGAACCUUGCAAUCCGCGAUUGUUUCAGCAUACUACAACUAGACUGUCAUUAACUUUAUCUUGAACAUUUGAUGACAGCAUCAAGGCAACUUUGCAAACAUAUUUCAGGAGCAAUACAGCAUUGGCACAGUUCUGUAUUGCUCAUGAUACUAACUUUAAUGUUAUAAGACUAUCCUUCGUUCUCUGUUGAAUUCCGGUUAAAAGGUGAAAAUCUUGGUAUCUGAAUGCCCAUUCUUCUUAUAUGUUAUUGUAGUACAGUCGUUUUUCGUUACAUUGUCACCGCUUGGAUGACAUGGCUGAUAAAUAUGAUACAAAAAUUUUCCACCACUUUUUCAUAUCUAAGCAUAGAUAUUACAUUCUCAGCCUAUGUCAAUCUGAUUUUAGAUUUAUUUGAUUUGUGCUGAAAUGGAAGCACUUGCAGUGAUUGAGACGCCACACGAUUUCUGCGGACUUUUUUAUUUCAAGAAUAUUUCACCUUCUAGCUGGAAUCAAAGGGUUUCUGUAAGGAUGGUCUUUGAACUUGUCUUUUAAUCCCAAGGCAUAACAGUCCGGGCUUCACUGCACUGUCUAGAAUGCCUUCAGAAUGAGAGACGAAGUCCUAUAAAUGUUUUCCUUCUGGACAGAUCAUGGUAUACAUUGUAUCAAGGCAAGGUUUAGCAUUUACUGGAGUGGUUCAGGCAACGGUAUGUCACGCUAAUCUUGAGUCCUGUCCAACAUGGGGCCACCAACACGGGCAAUUGAUUGUAUGCUUGAUUUUUACGAUUGAUUGAACAUUGCAGUCAAUGCAAUCAGUCAUAGAAAAUUAUUCUAUGAUCAUUGCUAUACCUUGUGUUACUAGACCUUGACUCAAUGCAAGCCUUGAGACAUUCAAUAAGAAUGCAUUACCUUGCCAUGGUUCACUGGAGUUCUAAAAAUGGUCACUUCAUGUAUGAUAACAGUAGUUUGGUGUCAUUGACACUCAGCUUGAGUGCUGAGCAACCAUCGUGUCUUCAAUGUUUUAAAAGGAUGAGUGCCAUAAACGAGUAAAUCAUCACUCGGCUAAAGCUUUUGGUGUACUAAUUCUGUGAUAUAUGAAGUGAUCAUUUUUUUGUAACCAUGCCCAAUGUUGGAUUUUAUCUUUGUUCAAGUGUCAACAAUAGUGUUUUAAGUUUAAUAAUCACAACCAGAGUAUUCACAUACUGCACCAUGUUGAUCAAUUCUAACUGGAAUAUUUUUAUUUUCUAUUCAAGGGGAGCAUAUAUAUACUGUCUCCAUACUAAUAAUUUUUUGCAGUUGACUUAAUGACUGUACAAGUCAGGUAUUUUGUGUAACUUUUGAGUACAUCCCAUCAUUAACUUCUAAAAUAAGUAUUUCCUGGAAGUGCUUUUAGGACAUGAGUACAUGUAUGGAGGAAGCCUUUGGAUCCACAAGGUCGCGUCGUAAUCACAAUUUCAAGGAUGUUAAGCAUUCUGAAAUAGAGAAUUACUUUUAUUGGUCACUAAAAUUGAAACCAAAGGAUGGUAAAAUUAUGAUUUUAAACUGAUAAAACAUGGUGUCGUGUGUCAUUACUCUGGGAGUGACAAGUUUUGAAAAAAAUAUGAAAAUCGUAAGGAAAAAAAAUGCAAAAUAAUCAAAAGCUGGUUCAUAAUUGAGUUGUUCAAGAUAUCUGUAAAGGUCUACAUACCAAACUAAACAUUGCACUGACAAGUGUGAAGAUUUGUAAUGUAUAUGUUCUGUCAUAAGAUAUUUAAAAAUAACUUUCUUUUAUAUUUUUUAACUGUCCUGUUGACAAUAUUUUAAAAUAUCAGCCAGUCCACCCCCACCCCCAUAGUAUCCAAAUGCGAAAAAUUAAAAACAACAGUCGAUAUUUGUUUUAUAUUAUCUUUUUUUUAGGCAAUAGUAAAAUCUAUUUCCCUGUUCAAAUCAUGCCAUUCAGUAUCUAAUUAAUUUUAUCUACCAAAGUUAUUGUUGAUGACAUUCAUGCAAAAUGCACUGUUUUCCCCUUUCUUUCUUUUGUCCUGUCUAAAAAGUAAAUGUAUUGACUUGUAUACUCAGACAGGGUACUUUUGAAUUUGAGUAACAUUCCCAGUCAGUUACAAUGCUAUAAUCUCUAUUAUCACGCAAGUCGGAUUCCUUAUUUUGAGGAAUUUGAGGCUUCAUAAUUGUUUUAAAAUUGUCAGAUUCAUUAUUACCUUGGUCAGGGUAUUUUAAUCGGAUGUACCCACUCAUUCUCCAUUCCCUGGGGAGUACAAUUUCAGUAUGCUCUCAGAAAUUACCCAAUAAGUCUACACAGUGGUUACAAUUUCAUUCAUUUUAAAGUCGCUUGGAAGAUAGAUAAUGUAAUAUUUUAUGAAUCUCACUUCCUGUCUUUGAAAGAAAUGUAUUCCUUGAAACAAUAACAAUUAAGCAUUGCUUGUGCAGUGUGAGAGAUGAAUUGAUUUAAAAUUUUGUUUUCCCAUUAUGUUCAUACAAUGUACUGUGAUAUUCAUUGUCCAACUUUCAAGUACUUUCAUGUAUGAUAUAAAAAAUGCCCUUGAUAACCAAUGUUUCAGACUUGGUCAGAUUUUCACCCAGUAUUUUCAUUCUUUAUUCUAAUAAACCAAUUAUGUAACCAGCAAA
Lytechinus variegatus (green sea urchin) is the source of this 11591-nucleotide messenger RNA. RefSeq names its product ATP-dependent RNA helicase cgh-1-like. Gene Ontology annotation, biological process: P-body assembly; cytoplasmic stress granule assembly. Gene Ontology annotation, cellular component: cytoplasmic stress granule; P-body. Bases 740 to 2308 code for a protein of 522 amino acids. NCBI's taxonomy places the organism in Eukaryota, Metazoa, Echinodermata, Echinoidea, Temnopleuroida, Toxopneustidae. Gene Ontology annotation, molecular function: RNA helicase activity; ATP binding; mRNA binding. The transcript has 10 exons. The record is from RefSeq and is a predicted model, not a curated record.